Molecule: messenger RNA, 3272 nt
Organism: Dromaius novaehollandiae (emu)
Lineage: Eukaryota; Metazoa; Chordata; Aves; Casuariiformes; Dromaiidae
Gene: TRAIP
Product: TRAF interacting protein
Exons: 15
Coding region: 467-1864 (465 amino acids)
Biological process (GO): replication fork processing; protein ubiquitination
Cellular component (GO): nucleus; site of DNA damage
Molecular function (GO): zinc ion binding; ubiquitin protein ligase activity
Source: RefSeq, a predicted model, not a curated record
CCGGAGGUCACUUCCGGGCCGGGCCGGGCCGGAAGCGGCGCGCGCGCGGGCGGAUUUGAAUCGCACCGCGCCGUGCGGGUCGCUUGGGGCUGCGCCGCCGCCCGCCGGGGCUUCGCCGGGUCCCGCCCGCCGUCUUGGGGCUGGCUGCCGGUCUCCCUCCCCGUCCUCCGGUACCAGCUGCCCUUCUCCAUUCGUCUUCCCGCCGUGUCCUCCGGUACCGGCCGCCUCCCCUAAGCUCACUCUUCCGGUACCGGCUGCCUAAGCGCCCGCCCACCCCGGUACCGGCCGCCUCGCUGGCGCCUCUCUCCUUUAUCGGGCGCUCAGUCCCCUUCCCUCCGCUGCAGGAGGCCUCUUGCCUUCCCCUCCGGUCCCGGCUGCUGAGCCGUGCCCCUGCCCACCGCAGCUCUCCUGUGCCCGGGCCCCUGCCCGGUGCCCCCCGGCCGCCGGGCCCCGCGCAGCUCCCGCCAUGCCCAUCCGGGCCCACUGCACCAUCUGCUCCGACUUCUUCGACAACCAGCGCGAUGUCGCGGCCGUGCCCUGCGGCCACACCUUCCACCAGGCCUGUCUCAUUCAGUGGUUUGAUACAGCACCAAGCCGGACUUGUCCUCAGUGCAGAAUCCAGGUCAGCAAAAGACACGUCAUCAAUAAGCUGUUCUUUGACGUUGCCCUGGAGGACCAGACAGCGCUGGAUGCAGAGAGCUUACAGAAUGAACUGGACAAGACGAAGGCUCAGCUCUCCGUGAAAGAGAAAGAGAAGCGGGAAUGCCAAGCUGUUGUGGAUGGGCUGAGGGACACUCUGGAUGUGCGCAACGCCACAAUAGAGUCACUCCAGAAGGUGCUGGGAGAGACGGAGAUGCUGUGUUCCUCUCUGAAGAAACAGAUGAAAUUCCUGGAACAGCAGCAGGAGGAUAACAAAAGUUCAAAGGAGGAAGCCCGCCGUCUGCGAAACAAACUGAGAACCAUGGAGCGGAUUGAACUGUUGCUUCAGAGCCAGCGCCCCGAAGUGGAGGAGAUGAUUCGAGAGAUGGGAGUUGGGCAGGCAGCAGUGGAACAGCUUGCAGUCUACUGCGUCUCGCUGAAAAAGGAAUAUGAAAACUUGAAGGAGGCUCGGAAGAUAUCUAGUGAGAUGACAGAGAAGCUGAAGAAGGAGGUGUUUUCUGUCAGUAACAAGCUGCAGAAAACGGUCUCAGAGUUGGAGAAGACAAAGGAGGAGCUAAAAAGCACCCAGAAGGAUCUGAAGAAUGCAGAUAAGGAGAUCUUGAGUUUGAAGAAGAAGAUAGAAAUCCUGCAGGAUACUCUGAAAGUGCCAUCUGUAACCAGAGAGACCCUGAGCCGACUAGUCUUUGAAAGCCCCACUCCCGUGGAACUGCGGCACCCAAAGCUCCAUCGCCCGGCCCACAGCGAUGAGAUCAACCUAGAUGCCACUUUUGAUGUGGAUACCCCUGAACAUCAGCCUUGCAUAUCUCUUUCCAGCCCUGCAAAAAGACAGAAGCUGGAUAAAAAGCGGCCUCCUGUGGUAAAUCUGUCGAAGAAAGUUCUGAAGGAAACGGUGGAGAACUGGGCAGAUGACUUGGAGGAUGAGGCUCUUAAAGGACUCCUGCCAGCAUUCAUCAGGAACUCUGUUCUCUCGAAGAAGCCAUCCUCGGGUAGCUUGCUGGGUCCCCACAAGCACAUGGGCGCUGUGAGGGUGGGGUACGACGGCUUGGGAGGCAGAACGAAGUUCAUACAGCCUACAAACCUAACAGAAAUCCGUCCGAUAGCAGUGAGGAGCAAGAGGAAGAAUGUCUCCAGGCCAGCGCCUGCUGCUCCUUCAGCAUCUUCCUCCAGCAGCAGCCAAGUCAAACUGGACAGCUUCCUGCAGUGAGAUGCCACGUCUUUCCCGGGAGCUGGUCAGCAAGGAGAACGGGGAGAGCACCUAUCCAGAGCCUGGGCGCAAAGCUACAGGCAGCCACUGCCGUGCGGGGGGGGCUAGGGUCGUUUGCAAAGCCCCAGUGCUGCGUAGUGGGUGAGACAAGCUGCCCUGGGAAGAAUCCUGGCACUGUAGCAAGCCAACAGGAGACCAAGCCUCUGGGUAGUGUCUGAACUGGUUUACCCCUCUUUUACCUGAGUAUGUUUCUUUCCCCUUUGCUGCAGAAUAAACAGAGAUUUUUCUCAUCAUUUGGCCUGCUCAGAGCUCUGCAGUUGCUACUGCUAUUGGACUCUGACUUAAGCCUGAAGAGAGCUCACUGAAUGCAGCUGCAAGCUAAAGAUGCAGGGAGAGUAUCUCAGAUGUCCAUCUGGAGCCUCCAGGGCAGCAUUUAGGAGCAAGAGCAGAGAGGAGAGACCUGGACCAGCUCUCUGUGCCUGCUGCAAAUAAUUCAAAGAAAAGACUUCCUGCAGAAAGAGGUGUGGUUCUUGAUUUCCAAGAUGAAUUUCUCCUCCUAAAUGGAUACAGAGUUCAGACAAGCAAUCUGCUCCUUUCCCUCCAUCAGCCUUGGCACUUUCAGAGGAGGCCAGGGACCGCUUUGAGAGGCAGUGGGGAUUGCUGUCCUCUUCCAAAUGUGUGGUUUCAGCCAGGGGAACACGCACAGGGCAAAGCAGGCCCUGGUUUGUAUUGCUGUAGAGUGGCUGUAUGUUCACUAUCAAAUUAAUCGCCUUCCCUCCAUUGCAGGCCUGGGCUGGGGAGACCUGUGGACAAGCUUGGGGAUGUUCUGCCUUGCCCUGGUUUGGGACAUGGAGGUCCACUGUACUUUUCCAGACUUGUGACUUUGUGCACUAAAUGACCAGCUUGGGGGGUGGGGGUGUUGGGGGUGAUCCCCCUGCCCCAUUUGGGAAUGGGGAGAGCGGUGUGCUGCUGCGACCUCUGUUCUUGGCAGAUGUUGGUGUGGAAUGUUUUUGUAUGACUUCUAUUUUUAAGUGAGACUGUAGGGGCUUUCUUUUGAAACUGGUCUGCUUAGUGAUUUGAGGGUUAGAAAAACCACAGCCUGAAGUUCUGGAGCUUGGCUCCCUUCAGGGAGAGAGGGAGACUGAGGUGGCUGAAGUUGAACCUGUCUGGUGUCUCCUAGCUGGAGACAGAGACAGGAGCUCCUCAGUCCUCUCCCGCCCUGCGGCUGCAGCAGAUGUAGUAGAGCCAUUUGAGCUGGGCAUGGAAAUGACUAUUGAGGUCCCAUGCGAGAGAAUCUGGUACCUACAAAUCUGUGGUGCUUCUGAUUUCCAGCUGCCAGAGGCUGGAAGCCUCAAUACCUGUGUUGGCUAAAAGCAUGCCUUUAAGGAAUAAAAUAUACUACUUCGCA